Molecule: messenger RNA, 1547 nt
Organism: Chilo suppressalis (striped riceborer)
Lineage: Eukaryota; Metazoa; Arthropoda; Insecta; Lepidoptera; Crambidae
Source: the annotation of a GenBank genome assembly
GUUACCAAGGAACCAUAUUUGUUUACGUAUCGAUUAGUCAUUUGAUAAUGCAACGAGUUUAGUAGUAACGUUUUUAUCUAAAAGAGUCAAUAAUUCUCAUAAAUAUGGUAAAAAUAACAGUAGAUUUAGUUCGGAAGAGGGCAGAACACCAUGAUCGCCUUUUGGCACCACUAGAAGAAAUUGCAUUACACCAAGAAAACAUUGAAAAAAUCGAGUACUUACAAGACUGGUGUCCUAAAUUGAAAAUACUCCUGAUGCAAAGCAAUCUUAUUGCUAAAAUAGAAAAUCUGAAUAAAUUAAAGCAUUUGACGUAUCUCAAUUUAGCCUUAAAUAAUAUUGAAAUUAUCGAGAACCUGGAAAGGUGUGAAUCUUUACAGAAACUGGACCUUACUCUUAAUUUUAUCGGGGAAAUUGUAAGUGUGGAAAACCUAAUAGAUAACUAUAACUUAGAAAAUUUAUAUUUGACUGGAAAUCCUUGUACUGAUUAUGAUAACUACCGUGAUUUUGUUAUUGGCACAUUGCCUCAACUUUCAACUUUGGAUGGGAUAGACAUUGAGCGUUCAGACAGAAUUAAAGCUUUACAAAACUUAAAAAUAAUAAGGUCAGAUAUAUUAUUUGAGCAAGAUAAUUACAAAUGUCAAAGGACGAAGCAAAAGUCACGCCUUGAGCGAGAUAUUCAAGAAAAAUGGGAAAAAGAAUACAAAGCAAUGGAUCCUGAAGAAAGAAAUAAAAAAUUUUGGGCCGAAAAGUGUGAACACGCUCCUGAAGUGCGCCAUGAGAUUGAACGUAUGCGUCAACUAAAGGCUAAAAGUUAUGAAACAACAGAGAAAAAGGAAGAAAAACGGAUCUAUAACUUUUUUUCUCCCGAUGGGCGACCUUUUAAUAUUAACCAAGCAAAAAUUGAUUUUAAGUUUGACGACUCCCAAUCAGAUGUGUGUGUUCUUGAUUUAGCUGUCUAUAAACAUUUAGACACCAGUUUGAUUAAUGUUGAUGUUCAACCUAACUAUGUGAGAGUGAUGGUGAAAGGAAAAAUAUUUCAGCUCCACCUACCGGAAGAAGUGGACACUACUAACUCGAAGGCUGAGCGCUCUCAAAUAACCGGCCACUUGCUUGUCACAAUGCCGAAAGCGAAUGUCGUACUUUCAAAACCAAAGCAUGCUUUGUCCAAAUUAAGUACAGGUAAGCAUGCUCAAUUGUAUAGCGAACACCAAAAAGAUUGCGAGAAAAAUUCAGGUCAAAGUAAGCGUGAAUAUUUGGAAAUAGGUCCUGCUGAUAAUGUUUUAGAUUUUACUAAAAUGACUCGACCGAGUGCUACCCCGGAUUAUAUUGAUCAGCGAUUUAAAUUAAGAGUAAAACUACCACCUCCGGGUUUCGUGGACAAUCCCGAAGUUCCUGAUCUCAUUUAAGCUAAAAAUAUAUCUAUCUAAGGUGUAUAAAACAGUGUUUUUUUUUGUAUUUAUUUUAUAAAUUGCAUCUUAAUCUUUUUACAUCCUACUUUUCUGACACUUUUCUUAUAUGACCUCAAUUCUCACACUCAAAUACUUAUA